This is a messenger RNA of Mesoplodon densirostris (Blainville's beaked whale), 1470 nucleotides long. RefSeq names its product plasmalemma vesicle associated protein (gene PLVAP). The record is from RefSeq and is a predicted model, not a curated record. The transcript is spliced from 6 exons. Gene Ontology annotation, cellular component: caveola. Bases 1 to 1470 code for a protein of 489 amino acids. NCBI's taxonomy places the organism in Eukaryota, Metazoa, Chordata, Mammalia, Artiodactyla, Ziphiidae. Gene Ontology annotation, biological process: regulation of vascular permeability; positive regulation of cellular extravasation.
AUGGGCUUGGCAAUGGAGCACGGGGGAUCCUAUUCACGGGCAGGGGCCAGCCCGAGGGGCUGCUGGUACUAUCUGCGCUAUUUUUUCCUCUUUGUCUCGCUCAUCCAAUUCCUCAUCAUCCUGGGCCUUGUCCUCUUCAUGGUCUACGGCAACGCGCACGUGAGUACCGAAUCCAACCUGCAGGCCACCGAGCGCCGGGCUGACGGCCUCUUCGGCCAGGUGGUGGGGCUCACAGCCUCCCAGGCCAACCUGUCCAAGGAGCUCAACCUCACCUCCCGUGCCAAGGAUGCCAUCAUGCAGAUGCUGAUAAACACCCGCCGCGACCUGGACCGAAUCAACGCCAGCUUCCGCCAGUGUCAGGCCGACCGGGUGAUCUAUGUGAACAACCAGCGAUACAUGGCUGCCAUCAUCUUGAAUGAGAAACAAUGCCAAGAACAACUCAAGGAAAGUAACAAGAGCUGCGAUGCUUUGGCCCUCACACUGAACCAGAAAGCCAAGACACUGGAGAUGGAGCUGGCAAAGGAGAAGGUGGUAUGUACCAAAGACAAGGACGGUCUAGUGCUGGGCAAGCGAGUGAUGGACGAGCAGCUGGCCGAGUGCAGCAAAGCCCGGGAACAGCAGCGGCAGGAGCGACAGCUGGCGGAGGACCGUCUGAAGAAGGUGCAGGCCCUCUGCCUCCCGCUGGACAAGGACAAGUUUGAGGUGGAGCUGCGCAACCUCUGGAGGGACUCCAUCAUCCCGCGCUCCCUUGACAGCCUGGGUUACAAUGUGUACCAUCCCAUGAGCUCAGAACUAGUCUCCAUCCGGAGAACCUGCGACCACAUGCCCAUCCUCAUGAGCUCCAAGGUGGAGGAGCUGGCCCGGAGCUUGCGGGCUGGCAUUGAGCGUGUGACCCGUGAGAACUCGGACCUCCAGCGCCAGAAGCUGGAGGCCGAACAGGGUCUGCGCGCCAGUCAGGAGGCCAAGGAGAAGGUGGAGAAGGAGGCCCAGGCCCGGGAGGCCAAGCUCCAGGCUGAAUGUGCCCGGCAGACCCAGCUGGCCCUGGAGGAGAAGGCAGUGCUGCGGAAGGAGCGUGACAACCUGGCCAAGGAGUUGGAGGAGAAGAAGAGGGAGGCUGAACAGCUCAAGGUGCAGCUGGCUGUCAGCAGCUCGGCCCUGGACACCUGCAUCAAGGCGAAGUCGCAGCCAAUACCAGUGCCAAGACCUGCAGGCCCUGCCCCCAAUCCCCCGCCCAUUGACCCAGCUGGGCUGGAGGAAUUCAAGAGGAGGAUCCUGGAGUCCCAGCGACCCCCUGCCAGCAGUGUCUUAGCAUCAGCCAGGGCCUGGUCAUCUGUUGGACGACAACCUGUGCGUCACAGGGAAGGUGACUCAGACCACAGCUCCAAGAACACCCUGUGCUCCCUCCAGGGUCGCUCCUACACCCCCCACCCCCCACCCCCUACCCUGUUCAGGACCACGCUGCUGACCUAG